AGCGCAUGCGCAUCAAAAGCGGAACCUCGUGAAAAUUAAAAAUCUCAGGAAUUAUUUACAAAAGUGUCGUAGUUAUGGCAUUUGCUGCAUCUAGAUGUUUAUUUAACACUGUAAGAACUUCUUUGAGUAAGGGUUCAUCCUUGAGUUCAAAUGUCAAUGCAUCCAGAUCUAUUUUAAGAGGAGAAAGUGGAAGAACAUUUACCCGGUCAAUGUGGCACAUGUCAAAUCAGAGUAAGGAAAGUGAUGUAAAUAUUUUAUUAGGAAAACAUGCAGUAUGGAGCAAAACAUGUGGCUGUGGGAUGCAUACAGAAAAUACAGCUAUGAUGCUAGAAUACCUAAAGACAGAUAUAGAGAAUGAAAAAUCAACACUACAGUCUGUGCCCCCUCCUAAAGGUUAUGCUGUAAAACAAGAAGGAGCUAAUAUCACUCUUACCAAACAGCAUGGAGAUACAUUAAUCACUGUCAAGAUGAACCUAAACCAUAGUACACCAACAGACAUCGAUGAAGCUUAUGAAGGAGAAGAGGCUGAAGCUGCAGAGGAAGCUGUACCUGAAUUAGUAAGUGUUCCUGACCUAGAAAUCUUCCUCACUAAAGGAUCAGGUCCGUCAUUGUUCUUCUGGUUUCAAGCCAUGGAGGGUGCAAUCCCUGCCGCUAACCCAGAGAAUGUUCCAGAAGAAGAAGAAACUGAAUUCCCCUGGCCUUACAGUGUGUUUGAAGUAGGCUUUGCUAACCCAGGAGAUGAAAAACAAGAUAUUAAGAAUUAUGUCAUCAGCGGUCAGGUUAUGGAUGGGAGCCUUCAUGACAUGCACUUAAACAUGUUAGAGGACCUGGGUGUGGACAACCAAUUCUUAGAUGAACUUUUUAAAUACACCACUGCAGAAGAACAUCGCCUUUAUAUCAAGUUCCUAGAACAAACCAAGGACUUUGUUGCCAAGUAAAUAGCCAUGGAAAAUACCAUCAAGUAUUUUACAGUUGCCAAGGAAAUGUACAUGUAAAAGGCCUUGAAUUAAGACAAACUAGUGUAAUGUACACAUUAUUGCCAAAUUUGAGUGUUAAAAGGCACAUAAAGCUCUGAACAAUUGAAGUUACUGUAACAUUUGCUGAUAAAACAUAUUGAUUAGAGGUACCAAAAAAUGAUCAGCCUGUACUAAACAUUCUGUUGUGUUUUGUUUGGUAGCCCAAUGUACAGGGUGCCCCAUAAAAAUUGUAGCAAAGAAACAUACGUACUAUAGCCUUGCCCGUUAAGUGUUAAAUCAUGUCAUGUAAAACAUUAACUAUCUUGUGGAAGUAGUGAACAA
This is a messenger RNA of Owenia fusiformis, 1298 nucleotides long. Lineage: Eukaryota; Metazoa; Annelida; Polychaeta; Sabellida; Oweniidae. The record is from the annotation of a GenBank genome assembly.